Messenger RNA from Xiphias gladius (swordfish), 4748 nucleotides. It is a transcript of the gene lamc2, whose product is annotated as laminin, gamma 2. The transcript is spliced from 21 exons. NCBI's taxonomy places the organism in Eukaryota, Metazoa, Chordata, Actinopteri, Istiophoriformes, Xiphiidae. The coding region runs from base 123 to 3521 and encodes 1132 amino acids. Gene Ontology annotation, molecular function: extracellular matrix structural constituent. The record is from RefSeq and is a predicted model, not a curated record.
CGUGUAGAGACCUGCAGCGGGAGAGGAGUUAAAAGUCGACGGUUCGAGGAGCUGGAUGAGUUUUUCUUUAUUUGCAGCCCUGAGGAGAUUUGACACUGAUCUGAUUUUAGGAUUCACACAACAUGAAGAGCAGCAGCAGCAGCUGGAUUUCACUCUGCGGGGUUCUGGCUGCGGUUUGUGCCGUCCAGGCCACAUACACAUUCUACUCAAAGGUGCACUGCGAGUGCAAUGGAAGAUCACGGUACUGCCUUCGGGACGCCCGGGGUCUGCACUGCAUCGACUGUCAGGGAAACACGGAGGGCCGCCACUGCGAGCGCUGCAAGGCCGGCUUCUUCCUGGAGAGGGCAGGACUGAGCUGCACGCCCUGCAGCUGCAACCCUACAGGUUCUGUUAGUGAUACGUGUGACAGCAGAGGGCGCUGCAGCUGUAAAGAAGGUAUUACAGGAGAAAAAUGUGACCGCUGUCCCGAUGGACCAAUCGGACCGAACGGCUGCUCGCAAAGACGUCAGCCCAGAGAGGAUUCUGGGAGUCAGACUCUGCCAUGUUUCUGUUACGGCCACAGCAGCCAGUGCUCCGCACAGUCCGGUUACUCCGUCCACAACAUCACCACCACCUUCGCUGACGGUCCGGAUGGUUGGACGGUGGCGACAACUCAGGGCGUUGCCCCCCGUGACGUUCACUUCCGAUGGUCACCAAAACACCAGGACCUGGAGGUGAUCUCCAAAAACAGCCUGCCGGUUUACCUGUACGCCCCUGCUCCUUACCUGGGGAACCAGUUACUGAGUUAUGGUCAGGACUUUUCCUUCUCCUUGCGUCUGGACCGAGGAGUCCGACACCCAUCCACCAACGACGUAAUCCUGGAAGGUGCCGCUCUAAGAGUCUCAGCCUCGCUGGGCGACCUGCGAUCCAUCGUCCCCUGUGGACAGAAACUCAAAUACAGCUUCAGACUGGACGAGCAGCCCGGCAGCAGGUGGAAACCUCAGCUCUCCUCCAUCCAGUUCCAGACGCUCCUCCAGAACCUCACCGCCAUCAAGAUCCGGGCAACAUUCGGCAAAAAUGGACGCGGUUACCUCGACAAUGUGCAGCUGGUGUCAGCACAGCGCGGGGAUGGCGUCCCAGCCCGCUGGGUUCACACCUGCAGCUGCCCCACAGGAUACGAGGGCGAGUUCUGCGAGCGCUGCUCAGCCGGUUUCAAACGCAGGAUCCCUGCAGAUGGGGCCUUCAGCCCCUGCGAGCCCUGCAGCUGCAGAGGAGGCAGCUGUGACCCUCAUACCGGAGACUGUUACUAUGCUGAUGAGACGCCCGGUGAAAGGAGCUGCUCUGAGGGGUUUUACCGAGACCCUUUGCAGCCCCUGACCUGUGUGAAGUGUCCCUGUCCGGAGGGAGUGCCCUGCUCACUGCCUGCGGGGUCACUGGAGCCUCGGUGUGACCGUUGUCCAGCCGGAUCCGCCGGUCCUCGCUGUGACGUCUGUGAGGAGGGUUUUUACGGCGACCCUGAAGGGGUCGCUGGAGUGAGGCGCCGCUGCAGACCCUGUCAGUGUAACGGUCACAUCGAUGUCAGCGUGGCGGGAAGCUGCGAUCGCAGCAGCGGCGAAUGUCUGAAGUGUCUGAACAGCACAAGGGGACGGAGCUGUGAGGCCUGUCUGAGAGGUUUCUACCACAGCCGACCCACCGACGCCUGCAAACCGUGUGACUGUGACGUUGAGGGCUCAGAGUCCAGACAGUGUGAUGAUCUCGGCCGCUGUCGGUGCAGACCGGGCUUCGAGGGUCGGACGUGUCAACGAUCCAACUGCCCCGCGUGUUUUAGCCCCAUCAAGACAAAGAUGGAGGCUUACGCUGCCAGACUGAAGGAGCUGGAGACUCUGCUCUCAGACGUGGACCGAGGUAUGACACCAGCCAACAACGCUGAGAUGGAAGUUGCUCUGAGUGCCACCGAGCGGCUGGUGAAGGACCUGCAGGAAGACACCGAGCAACUCGCAGAAUUGGAGAAGACCCUGCAGGGUCGUCUGUCGUCCAUCAGCAGGAGUCAGCUGGCCGAGGGACAGGACAUCCAGAACAUCGCCGACACAGCCAACAACAUCAAACAACAACAGAAAACGUACAAGACGGAGGUGGAGGAGGUCCAGACUCUGAUGAUCAAGAUGAAACGGAAACUGGAGGAGGCCAAGAAAAACCUCAGAUAUGCUGAGUUUCCUCUUGGAGAUGCUCCGCUGGGUUCAAACCUCCUGUCUUCUUGGGUGCGGAAAGCUACCAGCCUGGCAGAUAAACAUCAGAAGAAUGCAACCACUGUGGAGCAAACUGCCAACAAAGCUCUGAGUGACUCUGAGAAGAGUCUGGCUCUGGCCCGAACUCUCAUGAACAAAGAGAACAAAGUCAAAGAGCUGAUAGGGGAUCUGAAAACUAUGUAUGAUCAGACUUCGGCCCAGGCGAAGGGUUUUGAGAACCAGGCGAUCCGUUUGAGCGGCGAGGCUAGAGAUGAGAGCAAAAUGGCGGAUGGUAUGUUGAAAAACAUCGCCAACAUGGAGCGAAAAAUCCCAACAUCCCUGAAGGAGGAGAUGGACCGCAUGGUUUCAAGGUUGGACGGUAUGAAGCUGGUGGUGGACGAGAACAUCUCAGGCUUCGAGUCACUGCAGGAUGGCGUGCAGCGAGACAAGGCCGCCACCGAGGACCUGCUGGCCAAGGGCAAGGCCGCCCAGCAGGAGUUCAACAAGCUGCUGGACAGAGUCAACGUUGCCAAGGCCGAGACGGAGGCCGCUCUGCAACGCAUCAACAGCAACGCCGAGGUGGACGACGCACUGAACACCCUGAGAGGAUUCGACCAGCAGAUCGACGGCAGCAGAGCUCGGGCUAACGCUGCCAUCAGGCGUCUUCCUGGCAUCAACGCCACCAUCCAGCAGGCUGUUAGCAACAACGCCGAGACGCUGUCCGCCCUGGAAGACGUGUCCGACGAUUACAACAGCGCUGUGGGAACCAACAAUGUGCUGGAGGGCCUGGUUGGCAGUCUGGAGGGAAUGUUCGGAUCUUUGCCGUCUCAUGACAGUCUGAUGAAUGAAGCCACCAAACUCAACAAGGAGGCGAAGGAUCUGAAGACAAAGGCAGUCGAUGUAGCUGGACGCCUGGAAUUGGAUCUGGGUGACGCCAAGAGGCUGGAGGUUGAUGCUGAUCAGGCCGCCGUCGGAGCAGCUGCAGCUUUCGUCAACGCCAAACUGACCAGGGACGCUGUGGGAAAAACACUUGGAGACAUCACCAGUCUGCUGGCUAACAUGAAUCAGCCCGGUGCUGUGGAUGAAAAUGGACUGAAGCAGCUGGAGGACUCUCUGGCAGAAGCCCAAAGAACCGUGGAGGGUCAUCUGAGGCCUCGGCUCAGGGACAUGGAGCAGCAGGAGGCCGCCAUGCGUCGCCAGCUGGCCGGCAUCAACCUGGACAUCGACACCAUCCUGGGAGACAUCACUAACCUGGAGGACAUCCUGAAGGCCAUCCCCGCCGGCUGCUUCAACAGCCCCCCCAUUGAGGAGGCCUGAGGACCGGUACCUGCCGCCAAGUUCUGGCUUUACGGAGUCCAGAUCCAGAGUAAAUACCUGCCACUUGAACAAUAACCUGCCUAGUCUUACAAAACAAUCGGUGGUGCAAAAAUAAGUUAGUUCCCUCAAGACAGUGAGUUUUUAUGUGACUGGCCUGUUGGUCCAUAAUGAGGAAAAACUUUUCUUGCAUCUUUCUUAAACAAGUACAGGAUGAACUCGUUUAAAGGAUGUAUACACAUAAUUUAUAAAAAUAUUUGGUUAAGAUGAAUACAGAGUGUAAAUAUAAGAAAAAUGACACACCAACAAUUUCAUUUUGCAGAAAUAACAUCCAGUUUUAUUUUUCUGUCCGGUGAAAACUUUUCACAUUUUGAAAAAGCAGGAGAAUCUUCUCCUCACCCUUCGUCUGCUCAGAAAAAGUGAAACCCAGAGACACCACGUCCGGUUUUUGUGUUUCACAGUUCAUACCAGAAGGACUUGACACAACCAGAUGACUUAAACAUUAAGGGGCUGAUUCUGCUGUAAAUCAUUCCGUCUAACAUAUGAAAAAAAGGGAAAACACUAAAGCUACUGAAAGUUUGACCUGCAAAUGUUUGGUUUUUUUGCAUCUAAGACAUCAAACACUAAUUCUACAUUAUUGCACAUAACAACUUCUGAUAACAUUUUUCUUUAACAAAUGUUUAAAAUAAUGACCCCUACAGGUUUUUUAGUAAAGAAAUAUAUUAAAUAUUCUUACGCUGAACCCAUAUCUAACUUUUACCUGAUGGACAGUGUAUAUGAAACUGUAUUUUUUUGUGUUGAUAUUUCUGAUAAUGUGAUGUGUGAAUGUAAAAGUAGUCUAUUUAUAACUGUACAUACAGUUUCAGUUUUUGUAACCUUCGAAAUUCAGUGUUUUUAUUUGUUCUUUUUCAAAAAGUGUUGUCAUUAAUGUGUCUGACCAGCAAAAAUAUGUACAUGUAUCUUUACUCUUUAAACGUAGAAGAUGCUGCACUUUUUCCUGAUUCGUGUUUCUGUUGUCUUAAUGUUCAAAAUUAAAAUUCAAAAAUAUUUUUAUUUAAGAUAUUAUCUCAGAAUUAUGUCAUAAUGUUAAGAGAGCGAACUUUCUACUUUGAAAUUAACAAGUUGACAUCAGAACUGUAAAUAGCCACUGUUUUCUUUCUCCAAAAAUUGACCAAUCAUGUAUGAUCAAUCAAUUAUUGAUUUAGCGUUUAGCAUGUCACAAAUAGUAAG